Messenger RNA from Menidia menidia (Atlantic silverside), 6189 nucleotides. NCBI's taxonomy places the organism in Eukaryota, Metazoa, Chordata, Actinopteri, Atheriniformes, Atherinopsidae. The record is from the annotation of a GenBank genome assembly.
GCGGGCUGACUCAGCCGGCUCGUUACGCAGCGUCAGUCUGGAGUCGCACAAUUAUGAAAAAGCAACCUUCCGUUGGAGCUGCAGCCGAAGCGGAUCUCUCCAACCUCCAACGGGCUUUCCUUCCAAGGCUAACCGAGAGCACCGCCGAUAGAUGGAUAAAAGCCACGACCAAGCUCCUCCUGAAUCUCGACGGUGAAGAGAAUGUCCCAGAAACCCUGGAUAGAAACCACUUUCACCAAGAGGGAAUGUGUGUACAUACUUCCAGUGUCAAAGGACCCGCACAGAUGCCUUCCAGGAUGCCAGAUUUGCCAACAGCUAGUACGGUGCUGCUGUGGGCGGCUGGUGCGGCAGCAUGUUGGCUUCACUGCCAGCUUGGCCACAAAAUAUUCAGACGUGAAGUUGGGUGAAAAUCCCAAUGUGCCCAUGCCCGAACUGGAGAAGUGGUCAGUGGAAAAACACACAGAAGCAAGCCCCACUGACGCCUAUGGUGUCAUCAACUUCCAGGGAGGGUCUCACUCAUACAGAGCCAAGUAUGUGCGUUUGUCACAUGACACGCGGCCCGAGAGCAUCCUGCGGCUGAUGCUGAAGGAGUGGCACAUGGAGCUGCCCAAGAUCCUCAUUUCAGUACAUGGAGGAGUUCAGAACUUUGAGCUGCACUCGCGCAUCAAGCAGGUGGUGGGCAAGGGCCUCAUCAAAGCUGCAGUUACAACUGGGGCCUGGAUUCUCACCGGAGGGGUCAACACAGGUGUGGCAAAACAUGUGGGAGAUGCUCUGAAAGAACACUGCUCAAGGUCAUCAAAGAAAAUUUGCACUAUUGGCCUCGCACCAUGGGGAGUCAUCGAAAACAGAAGCGACCUCAUUGGCAGAGAUAUCAUCGUUCCAUAUCAGACGCUGCUGAAUCCUCUCAGCAAACUCAAUGUUCUCAACAAUCUGCACUCCCACUUCCUCCUGGUGGAUGACGGGACGGUGGGCAAGUACGGCGCCGAGGUGAAACUGCGCCGCGACCUGGAAAAACACAUCAACUUACAAAGAAUACAUGCACGGAUCGGUCAGGGUGUUCCUGUUGUGGCGCUCAUCUUUGAGGGCGAUCCCAACGUGAUCCUUACUGUGCUUGAGUACCUUCAAGAGAGCCCCCCUGUACCAGUGGUGGUGUGUGAGGGCACUGGCCGUGCUGCUGACAUUUUGGCCUACGUUCACAAGCAGACCGAAGAGGGGGGUGGUCUCCCUGACGGAGUGGAGACUGACAUCAUCGCCACCAUCAAGAAAACUUUUAACUUCAGCCAGAACGAGGCCAUUCGUCUCUUUCAGACUCUGAUGGAGUGCAUGAAAAGCAAAGAACUGAUCACUGUGUUUGACAUCAGCUCAGAGGAGCACCAGGACAUCGAUGUAGCCAUCCUGAGGGCUUUACUUCAAGGCACCAAUGCUUCUGCCUUCGAUCAGCUGGUCCUGACGUUGGCCUGGGACCGUGUAGACAUUGCCAAGAACCACGUGUUUGUGUAUGGACAACAGCUACUGGUGGAUUCUUUGGAGCAGGCAAUGCUGGAUGCACUAGUGAUGGACAGGGUGGACUUUGUCAAGCUGCUCAUAGAAAAUGGCGUCAACAUGCAUCGUUUCCUUACAAUCAACCGGCUGGAAGAGCUCUACAACACAAAACAACCUCCAUACAACCCAACUCUCCUUCAUCUGGUCCGAGAUGCUAAACAGAGUAACCUGCCACCAAACUACAAAAUCACUUUGAUCGAUGUGGGACUGGUGAUCGAGUAUCUGAUGGGUGGGACUUACAGGUGUAACUACACCAGGAAACGUUUCCGGAUCAUUUACAACAAUCUCCAUGGGAACAACCGGAGAUCAGGGCGCCACUCAGCAGGUCCUGGCUCCCAUUUGAGGAAAAGUCACGAGGCUUUCAGCAUGCAGGCUGAUAAGAAGGAGAAGACCAGACACAACCACUUCAUCAAGACUGCACAGCCGUAUAAACCCAAGCUGGAGUCUACUGCUGAGCAGAACAAGAAGAGAACUAAAGAGGAAAUUGUUGACAUUGACGACCCUGAGACAAAGCGCUUUCCAUACCCUUUCAAUGAACUUCUGGUGUGGGCAGUGCUGAUGAAGAGGCAGAAGAUGUCUCUGUUCUUCUGGCAGCAUGGAGAAGAGAACAUGGCAAAGGCACUAGUGGCAUGUAAACUCUGCCGCUCGAUGGGAUACGAGGCCAAGAAGAGUGACGUGGUGGAUGAUACCUCAGAGGAGCUCAAGGAGUACUCAAAUGACUUUGGCACGUUGGCGGUGGACCUGCUGGAGCAGUCAUUCAGGCAGGAUGAGACCAUGGCCAUGAAGCUUCUCACUUACGAGCUGAAGAACUGGAGCAACUCCACCUGCUUGAAGCUGGCUGUCUCCUCCCACCUGAGGCCCUUUGUCGCGCACACCUGCACCCAGAUGCUGCUCUCAGACAUGUGGAUGGGACGACUGAACAUGCGCAAGAACUCCUGGUACAAGGUAAUUCUGAGCAUUUUGGUGCCUCCUGCCAUUCUGCUUUUGGAGUACAAAUCCAAAGCUGAGAUGGCUCACAUCCCUCAAAGUCAGGAUGACCACCAAAUGACCAUGGAGGACAGCGAGCACAACUUCCAGAAUGUAGCUGAGGACAUCCAGAUGGAUGUUUUUAAAGAGUCCAGGCCCCACGACCACGUGGAGGCGAAAAAUGAGAUGGAGACACACGUGCGCUCCCGAAAACUGCCCUUAACCAGGAAAAUCUAUGCCUUCUACCAUGCGCCUAUUGUCAAGUUCUGGUCCAAUACGCUCUUCUACCUGAGCUAUUUGAUGUUGUACACAUACGUGGUGCUGGUGAAAAUGCCUGAUUUGCCUUCUCCUCAAGAGUGGGUGGUCAUCCUCUACAUCUUCACCUCUGCGGUGGAGAAAAUUCGAGAGAUGUUCAUGUCUGAGGCAGGAAAAAUAAGCCAGAAAAUCAAAGUGUGGUUCAGCGACUACUUCAACGUGUCAGACUUUCUGGCCAUUGUGACCUUCUUUAUUGGCUUUGGGUUAAGGCUGGGUGGAGGUGAUGCCUUCGUCCCUGGGAGGACAGUGUACUGUCUCAAUAUCAUCUUCUGGUAUGUGCGACUGUUGGAUAUCCUGGCUGUAAACCAGCAGGCUGGGCCGUACGUCAUGAUGAUCGCUAAAAUGGUGGCCAACAUGUUUUACAUUGUGGUGAUAAUGGCUAUUGUACUGCUGAGCUACGGUGUACCAAGGAAAGCUAUUCUGUAUCCAAAUGAGGAACCCAGCUGGACACUAGCCAAGGAUGUUGUUUUUCAACCAUACUGGAUGAUGUACGGGGAAGUGUAUGCCUAUGAAAUCGAUGUGUGUGCCAAUAACAGUGACCCAUCAGUGAAGUCCCUGUGCACAGCAGGAGUGUGGCUGACUCCUCUCCUACAAGCAGUCUACCUCUUUGUACAGUAUAUACUCAUGGUCAACCUUCUAAUCGCCUUCUUCAACAACGUGUAUUUGCAAGUAAAGUCCAUUUCUAACUUGGUGUGGAAGUAUCAGCGCUACCACUUCAUUAUGGCCUACCAUGAGAAACCUGUCCUCCCACCCCCCUUCAUCCUCCUGUGCCAUAUAUACUCCCUCUUCUGUAUGUGUAGAAAGAGGAAAAAGGAGAGCACCUACGGACCGAAGCUGUUUCUCACUGAGGAAGACCAAAAGAAACUCCAUGAUUUUGAGGAGCAGUGUGUGGAGACGUACUUCCAUGAAAAAGACGAUCAGUUUCACUCGGGGAGUGAGGAGCGCAUACGUCUUACCUCAGAAAGGGUUGAGACCAUGAGUUUGCAGCUGAAGGAGGUUGGGAACAAAGUGAACUUUAUAAAACGUUCCCUGCAUACGCUGGACUCACAGAUUGGGCACCUUCAAGACCUCUCAGCGCUGACUGUGGACACACUAAAGACGCUUACAGCCCAGAGGGCAUCUGAGGCCAGCAAGGUCCACACUCAGAUUACUCGGGAGCUUAGUCUGUCCAAAAACGUGGUCCCAAGCAUUGCCCCUGUGCCGACAGACUCCAAAUCGUCAAUGAUAUGCAAGCGCAGUGUGGGGGCCUACUUUGGGUCAUCCUUCUCACAGGCUGGAGCCAACAUAGCAGAUUCCCUUUUCGGAAUUGGUGCAGAAGGAGGGUCUGGGAUGGAAAGCCGCCGUAGAAUCGGGCCUAGCCCUGGGACAGAGCAGGGGCUGGACCCCAGCAUCAACCCAGCGUUGAGUCCAGAGAGGAGGGGCCUGUUUGGGCUUGGACACCUUGCUGCAGAGGCUGGAUCCUCGGGCAGUGCCGGGUCCAGUGCCUUUGUCCAAAGUGCUGUGGCCGUUUCCCCGCCAGAGCUGCGUCUCCGCGGCCACUCUCUCACCCGGAGUAAGAUGACCCGUCCACAAGAGCUGCUGCGCCUCUCUGACUCGGCGUCCAGCCUGCCCAAUGUGCCCUCCUCUGGAGCUUUGUUCCACAUCAGCAGCACCCCAUCUCAGCCCAGUGGCUCCAGCCACCCCGAACUCCCCCUGGCUGGCCCCUACCAGCAGUCCCUCCGGCAGGACAGCACCGCUGUCGAGUUUGGGGCAUUUGUUGGACAUAAAGACAAUUUGGAUCUUCAGGAGCCCAGGCCAAAAGAUACCUCCAGCAGGCAGCAAAGCCCAACAUCAUCAACCAGGUCACAGGCUCAACCCGAAAGUCACGGCCUUAUGAGAGCAGUUAACUCGUAUGCUGGCUUCACAGAAUUUGACAGAAUUCCAGCUUUUCUUCACCCUGACUCAACUCUGACCAAGAAGGACCGGAGCCGAGUUUCUGCUGAAGACAUCCGCAUCCAUGAAGACCCCAGAGCUAGUGUACUGGAAAGAGUUCAGGUCAAAUCAGCCCAAGCUAGUAGCCUGAGGGCUACAGGGGAAGAAACGCUGAAUGCCGCUGUUUCUCUCUACAUGCCACGUCCCACCCACCUGGGAGCCAGAAAAGACUCUAUCGGCUCUCCUUUCAAACCCAUGGAAAACUAUCAGUACUCUGCUGUGGAGCGCAACAACCUGAUGAGGCUUUCUCAGAGUAUCCCUUUCACUCCUGUGCCCCCCAGAGGUGAGCCGGUGACUGUGUACCGGCUAGAGGAGAGCUCCCCCAACACUAUCAACAACAGCAUGUCCUCCUGGGCUCAGCGGGGCCUCUGUGCCAAGAUCGAGUUUCUCAGUAAGGAAGAAAUGGGAGGAGGACUCAGACGGGCCCUGAAGGUGCUCUGUACGUGGUCAGAGUACGACAUCCUGAAACCAGGACACCUGUAUAUAGUCAAGUCCUUCCUUCCUGAAGUGGUCCAAACGUGGCAGAGCAUCUAUAAGGAAGACACUGUGCUACACCUUUGUCUCAGGGAAAUUCAGCAACAACGAGCUGCUCAGAAACUGACGUUUGCCUUCAACCAAAUCAGGCCCAAGACGAUCCCUUACUCCCCGAGGUUCCUGGAGGUGUUUUUGCUGUACUGCCACUCUGCCGGACAGUGGUUUGCUAUAGAAGAGUGCAUCACCGGAGAGUUCAGGAAGUUCAACAACAACAAUGGAGACGAAAUCGUCCCCACCAACCUCCUGGAAGAAACCAUGCUGGCCUUCAGCCACUGGACCUACGAGUACACCCGCGGAGAGCUGCUGGUGCUGGACCUGCAGGGUGUGGGGGAGAUUCUGACGGACCCAUCGGUUAUAAAGAGCGGGGAAAAGGGAUCUUACGACAUGAUAUUUGGACCUGCCAACCUGGGGGACGAUGCUAUCAGGAACUUCCGUGCAAAACACCACUGUAAUUCCUGCUGUCGGAAACUCAAACUUCCUGAUCUGAAGAGGAACGACUACACGCCAGAUAAGCCCCACCUGUCCCUGAUUGCCCCACUGGGAUUUCAGCCCACCUGCACCCCCGGGGCCGGGGGCCGGGCGCUCAUGUGGCCCCCGGAGGAGGCAGUGGACUCUACCGGGGUGAGAUGUUGGUGGAAGAUUUGCAUUUACGCUGAGAUCUAUCCUCUCUGCUGGGUCACAGAGCUGCUGCACAACCAUGGACACAGUCACAGUCGAAUACUGCAAAGGAUGAAGUUAUGCUUAUCGCUACCAGGAACUAGCCGGGGUCCUCCGGCAGGUUCCAGGUGUGAAAGUGAAAGGCGUUACUGGGAGGCAAGACAGCUUCGAGGUGUCUCUGGGGGACGAGCUGCUCUACUCUAA